Thamnophis sirtalis is the source of this 2619-nucleotide messenger RNA. The record is from RefSeq and is a predicted model, not a curated record. NCBI's taxonomy places the organism in Eukaryota, Metazoa, Chordata, Lepidosauria, Squamata, Natricidae.
GGUUUAAUAGCCCUAACACUUUUACAAUAUGAUUUACCGUGUAUCAUUUUUAUUUCUCUAGGAUGCUCUUGAUAAGAUGCUCCAUAUUCUAUCUCUUCCUUCUGCUACCACUUAGCUCUUGGAUGCAGAAACUACCUACUAGAGAUGAAGAACUUUUUCAGAUGCAGAUCCAGGACAAAAGUUUUUUCCAUGAUUCUUCAGUACUCCCGGAUGGAGCAGAGAUCAGUGGUUAUCUCUUCAGAGGAACACCCAAACGGUUUUUUUUUGUGGUAGAGGAAGAUAAUACACCAUUUGCAGUUACAGUGACUCCUUGUGACACACCUUUGGAAUGGAAACUGAGUUUGCAAGACCUCCCUGAAGAGUCAAGUGGAGAAGGCUCAGGUGAACUGGAGCCACUUGAACAACAGAAUCAGCAGAUUAUUCGUGAAGAAGACACAGAGCUAUUUUCAUACAGAGGAAAUGAUGUUGAGUAUUUUGUAUCUUCUACUUCACCUUCCGGGUUAUACCAGUUAGAACUCUGGUCAACAGAAAAGGAUACAAACUUUAAAGUCUAUGCUAGUACAACUCCAGAGUCAGAUCAACCAUAUCCUGAACUACCUUAUGAUCCAAGAGUUGAUGUUACUUCUUUUGGUCGUACAACUGUCAGUUUGGCAUGGAAACCUAGCCCUACAGCUUCAGUAUUGAAACAGCCAAUACAAUACUGUGUAGUCAUUAAUAAAGAACACAAUUUCAAAAGUCUCUGUGCUGUUGAGACUAAACAGACUGCUGAUGAUACAUUUAUGAAAGCUCCUAAACCUGGUCUGGAUUUUAGCCCUUUUGAUUUUGCCCAUUUUGGAUUUUCUUCCAACAGUAAUUUUGGGAAAGAACGCAGCUUCUUAAAAGCAACACCAAAGCUUUAUUCAAAACUUUAUUCAAAGCCUAAGGUUGAUCUGGAAAAGAUAUGCAUUGGAAACAAGAAUAUAUUUACUGUAUCUGAACUGAAACCUGGUACACAGUACUAUUUUGAUAUAUUUGCUGUAAAUGUCAAUACAAAUAUGAGUACUGCCUAUGUUGGUACUUUUGCAAGAACUAAAGAGGAGGCCAAACAGAAGACAGUUGAUUUAAAAGAUGGGAAGGUUACAGAUGUGUUCGUCAAGGGAAAAGGCACAAUUUUUUUGCGGUUUGCUCCUGUUUCAUCACAUCAAAAAGUUACAUUUUUGGUUCACUCAUGUCUCAAUGACAUACAAAUGCAAAUCAAAAGAGAUGGAAAACUUCGGUUAUCUCAAAAUGUUGAGGGUGUCCAUCAGUUUCAACUUAGGGGAAAGCCAAAAGCCAAAUACCUUGUCCGACUGAAAGGAAAUAAGAAGGGAGCUUCCAUAUUGAAGUUUUUAGCCACAACAAGGCCCAAUAAGCAGUCAUUUCCAUCUCUUCCUGAAGAUACAAGAAUCAAAGCCUUUGAUAAACUUCGCACAUGUUCCUCAGUCACAGUGGCAUGGCUAGGUACACAAGAAAGAAACAAGUUUUGCAUCUACAAGAAAGAAGUAGAUGACAAUUAUAAUGAGGAGAAAAAGAAAAGAGAACAAAAUCAGUGUCUGGGACCAGACUUGAGAAAAAAAUCAGAAAAAGUCCUCUGUAAGUAUUUUCACAGUCAAAAUCUACAAAAAGCAGUUACCACAGAGACAAUUAAAGGUCUAAAGCCUGGCAAAUCCUAUGUUCUGGAUGUUUAUGUCAUAGGACAUAGUGGGUAUUCGGUCAAAUAUCAAAGCAAAUUAGUGAAAACAAGAAAAUUCUGUUAGGGAUCUUUUAUAUAAAAGUCUGCAGACCAUUACUGGAUCUACUAACAUACAGAAUAGAAGUUGUAAACUGUAUUGGUAUUAUGCAUAGGAGAUAUUAACAUCUAUAUUUAUUUUUAAAGAAAGACUGAGGCUAGUGCUCUUCGUUGGUAUCUGACGGUUGCAUUAUCAUGCAUCUGGUGGUCUAUGUUUGAUGUUUAGUAAAUAAUCAAGAUAGCCGGGAAUAUUGGAGAACCUGCCCUUUUUGCUUCCAUAUUGCAUGAAGUGCUUCUAAAUUAUUUUAUCAUAUCAAAGGCUAGGACAAAUCAUUCAGUAUAUGCAUAUUAGUCAUAGGCAAAGACAAGAACCAAAACUUCCAUCCAAUCUUUUUUCAUACACUACGGUUUAUGUAAAUUAUUUUUACUGUUUUGUUUAAUAUGUCUAUGUUUCUAUGUUGUAAACUAUGAAAAAUCUUUUCUUGUUAAAAGCAUAGAUAUAAAUUAAAUAUUAACUGGGAUUUCCAGUUUUAUUGUUAAUACAAAUUCCUAUCUAGUGAAUUUAAAAUGCUUAAAAAGUUUAUGUGUUUCAUGUACAAAAUAGUCAUUCAUUAUAUUCCUGUAUAUAAAAUUAAAAUAUUAGAUUAUACAUUCCUAUUCAUAUUGAUGUUUCAUAUAUCUACAAAGCCAUAUAUAUAUACACAUCUGUAUAAUUCUGAAUCCAUUUUAGCAUCUGUAAUUAAUAAUUAUCUGAACAUCAUUAAUUGUUAGUAUAUUUCAAAUAUUUUUCAAUUUGUCAGAUCAAUCCUUCUCUAUUGAAACAUAAAAUAAUCUACUUGUGCUUAAAAUUGAAUAAACGGAUAUGGAUGCCU